CUUCGCCAGUCAGUGAGAGAAGGAGACAGAUUUUUUGAGUGGGAGUGUGAGACAGACACGCGUACGCUAGUCUGCACACGGGUUCGGUUUGGAGCGAGCGUGCAAAAAUACACACAGGCACACAAACUGGCUUUAGAGUAGAGAGCGGAAAGAGAGAGAGAGAGAGCGAAAGAGAAAGAAGAGUACUCAGAGCUCGUUGCUAAGUGAGAGGGUAAGACAGACGGAGAGAGAGAGAGAGAGAGAAGCAGAACACUGAGAACCCUUUGCACAGUGGGAGUGUAAGACAGACGGAGAGAGAGAGAGAGAGAGAGAGAGAAGCAGAACACUCUGAGAACCCUUUGCACAGUGAGAGGGUAAGACAGACGGAGAGAGAGAGAGGAGAGAGAGAGAGAGAGAAGCAGAACACUUGAGAACCCUUUGCACAGCGAGAGUGUAAGACAGACGGAGAGAGAGAGAGAGAGAGAGAGAGAGAGAGAGAAGCAGAACACUCUGAGAACCCUUUGCACAGUGAGAGGGUAAGACAGACGGAGAGAGAGAGAGAGAGAGAGAAGCAGAACACUCUGAGAACCCUUUGCACAGUGAGAGGGUAAGACAGACGGAGAGAGAGAGAGAGAGAGAAGCAGAACACUCUGAGAACCCGUUGCUCAGUCUCUUCUUGAUUAGCUGAGGAGUCUCUGUCGCCUUGCCUGACUGUGAGCAGCGCCAUCCAGCCGCGAGAUGAACCAGGGUCCCACGGAGAGGGAGGGCGAGUCCACCGAACCGCUGCGCUACCUCAGUAAAUUGGAGGCAGUUGCCAUAGAGACAGAACUGCUGAAGGAUUACCGCUUUGGGAAGCAGCAGCUCAUUGAGAUCUGGGGCCAUGCCUGUGCCAUCGCCAUCGUCAAGGCCUUUCCCCUGUCCUCCCUGGGUAAGAGGCAGCCCACAGUGCUGGUCGUCUGUGGCCCGGGCCAGAACGGCUGCAUCGGGCUGGUGUGUGCUCGCCACCUGCGCAUAUUUGAGUACGCGCCCACCAUUUUCUACCCCAAGCGGUCGUCCGACCCGCUGAACCAGGACCUCAUGAUUCAGUGUGAGAGGAUGGACAUUCCUUCCCUGUCCUACCUGCCCACUGAGGUGCAGCUCCUUAACGACGCCUACAACCUGGUGGUGGACGCCGUCCUGGGCCCGGAGGCGGACCCCGCGGAGCUGGGCGAGCCGCACGCGGGGAUACUGCUCACCCUCAAGCAGGUCAAGAUCCCCAUCGCCAGCCUGGACAUGCCCUCAGGGUGGGAGGUGGAAGGGGACAACGCCGACGGCAUAAACCCGGAGGUUCUCAUCUCCCUGAUAGCACCGAAGAAGUGCGCCGUCGGUUUCUCCGGGAAGCACUACCUGGCCGGACGCUUCCUGCCGUUCGACAUCCAGAGGAAGUACGAGCUGAACCUGCCGGAAUAUUCCGGAACGGACUGCCUGGUAGAACUGUGAUCGGGCUCCGGGAACUGCCGUUUCACUCUGAUUUCCCCCACAGAAACUUACACCCACAAUGUUUAGAAAUAAAGAAUAUAAUCAGGACACUGCAACGCUCCGGGAAAUAUAUCGGCAGACGUACAAACAACUGCCACCAUCAGAUGGUAUAACAGUGUAUUUUUCCCCCAAAAAAAUGCACAGCUCUGAAAUAUAUUUAUUAAGUUUUCCAAAAAAAUUAAUCAUUUACAUAUUUACAAUAUAUUGCAGUAUGUUCCAGCUCUGAACAUGUGUCCAGACUAUACAAGCCUGUGUUUAUACAUUUUAUAGAUUAUGACUGUCGUUUUGUGAGGCUGGGGAAAACCAGUCCUGUUCACUUUACAUGAAAAAGAAAAAAAAAACGCUUAUAAUCUGCAGGUGGUCCAGCUCAUAUCUGAAAUUAAGUUCGUUUACUCCCAAUUAGUAGAAUCCCUUAUCUAGAGCGACUGAAAUUGGCUAAAGGAAGCAAUUUCAUUGGCUGCUGUGUUUUCAUUGGCUUCCCCUAUUAACGCUCCGUUCCAGUGCCUCUGGUAUCAAAUCCAGACUGAGCCAGUGCUGAUUGGCUGACAGCCCUGCAGGGAAAAUAUCUAAUUGGCUACAGUGUCACCCAGGGACGGAGGGAUUCGCUUACGAGCGACCCACGCUGGUCAAUCAGGGAGCCACAGUCUGCCUGCUAAACCUGCAUGUGAAGCACUUGCAACAGCAAGGGAGGCUGGAGAAUAGAAUCUGGCCUUUCCAAAUUCUGAGGAAAAAAAUAAAAAAUAAAAGAUAUUUAUUUAUGCAGAUUUUAGCAUUUUAUUUCCCUGUCAAUUUGACUGGCUGUUGUGCUGCAUUAUUCUAUAAGCAAUAUGUAGGAAAUACUGCUCAUGUGUAGCAAGUCAUGAUCCGGUCUCCUGUCUUUUUAAAUUUAUGUACACGACUGUGUGUUCCGUCUGCCUUGCUGGAAAAAAAACAAAACAACUUUUGCUUGGAUCUUUAGAAACGUGCUGUUUAGAUUCAAUAAAAUAAAAUAUU
Anguilla rostrata (American eel) is the source of this 2490-nucleotide messenger RNA. RefSeq names its product yjeF N-terminal domain-containing 3-like. The record is from RefSeq and is a predicted model, not a curated record. Gene Ontology annotation, molecular function: NAD(P)HX epimerase activity. The transcript has 6 exons. The coding region runs from base 718 to 1458 and encodes 246 amino acids. Lineage: Eukaryota; Metazoa; Chordata; Actinopteri; Anguilliformes; Anguillidae. Gene Ontology annotation, cellular component: mitochondrion.